Cavia porcellus (domestic guinea pig) is the source of this 982-nucleotide messenger RNA. RefSeq names its product iron-sulfur cluster assembly enzyme (gene Iscu). The transcript is spliced from 5 exons. Gene Ontology annotation, molecular function: ferrous iron binding; 2 iron, 2 sulfur cluster binding. Gene Ontology annotation, biological process: iron-sulfur cluster assembly; intracellular iron ion homeostasis. The coding region runs from base 53 to 553 and encodes 166 amino acids. Gene Ontology annotation, cellular component: mitochondrial matrix; cytoplasm. The record is from RefSeq and is a predicted model, not a curated record. NCBI's taxonomy places the organism in Eukaryota, Metazoa, Chordata, Mammalia, Rodentia, Caviidae.
UGCCCCUCUCCCCGCCUAGCGCUCUGGCCCGGCGCAGGCGCAAACCGGGAAGAUGGCGGCAGCUGGAGCGGGUCGCCUGAGGCGGGCCGCUUCCGCCCUUCUCCUUCGGAGUCCCCGCCUGCCUGCCCGCGAGCUGUCAGCUCCGGCCCGGCUCUAUCAUAAGAAGGUUGUGGAUCACUAUGAAAAUCCCAGAAAUGUAGGGUCUCUUGACAAGACUUCUAAAAAUGUUGGAACUGGACUGGUGGGUGCUCCAGCAUGUGGUGAUGUCAUGAAAUUGCAGAUCCAGGUGGAUGAAAAGGGGAAGAUUGUAGAUGCCAGGUUUAAAACAUUUGGCUGCGGGUCCGCGAUUGCCUCCAGCUCCUUAGCCACGGAAUGGGUGAAAGGGAAGACGGUGGAGGAAGCCUUGACCAUCAAAAACACAGACAUUGCCAAGGAGCUCUGCCUUCCGCCCGUGAAACUACACUGCUCCAUGCUGGCAGAAGAUGCAAUCAAGGCUGCCCUGGCCGAUUACAAACUGAAGCAAGAAUCCAAGAAAGGAGACGCAGAGAAGUGAGCCCUGGCUGAGCUGCAGCAGGUCACGGGUCUGCCCGCCGCCGCACGAACACUUUCAACUUCUAGAAGCUCCUCGCACUACUGAAAAAGAAGCUGUGAGAUACGCACACUAUUUCCCAUGCAGACUGCCCUUAAUGCAAGCCAAAUACACCGUUUAAUUGUCCUGCGUCCUGUGGUUUCUUUCAGCUCACCUUUACCACCUUAGCACACUUAGUGUAUAUUUUGAGUUACAUGCAUGGCCUCAGAGUGGAAAUCAGCGAGGUCUCAGUUUUGAUAGCCCAGGAAGUGCCUAAGUGUCUUACUCUGCCUGAGUCUAUUUGGGGAAGGUUGCCAGGGCAAUGCCUUGGUCUGAUUACUUGAUAGAACCAAUUACUGUACAUAAAACAGAUCUGCAUAUAUAUACACAUUAUAAUAAAAGAAUGUGAGAUGA